AGCAACAACAACAAACCGUACCGCACAGCUGGCCAAGGAAUACGUGAAAAUAGCAGUAAAAACGUAGAUAAAUACUAUCAUCAUGGCCGAAACGGUGAUUGACGAGUGUAAAGGAGACGAUGGGCCACAAAAUGUGCUGGACGCUUUUCAAGAGAACGAUAAACUGCGCGUGUUUCAGCUGAUCGAAGCGCUGCAUGACAAAUCCGUCACGGAGGACGAUUUCGAGCAUGCUUACCAAGAGUAUUCCGGGAUCUUUUCCAAGUACCAGGAACAGCCCCACCUGCUGGAUCGCAGCCUGGAGGAGAUAGUGAAUAAAAUCAUUCCCUUCUUGCAAGAAUCCGAUGUAGAAGUUCACACCAAACAUCGUGCUUCGAAAUAUCUCUACCAGAUAUGUAAAGUUCGCACGUUUAAGGCAUUUGUCAAAAAUCUACCCCACGAGGUGCGUCAUUUGCCGUUCGUGCUGUGUCUCGUGGAGCAGCAGAAUCUGGACGAUUGGCAAAACUGGGAAACACGUUACAUGGGUUUGCUGUGGCUAUCCCUGCUAGUGCUCAAUCCGUUCGAUUUAAGCCGGCUGGAUACUUCUGAGCCGGGUUGUCCCACUACGAUGGAACGUAUAUACGAGCUGUGCAAAGCAAACUGUCUGAAGGAUGAUAGUUGCACGCCGGUGGUCGCCUUUCUGGUAGCACGAUUCGUCAUACGAAACGACGUGAAGAUGGUGUACUUGGAAAAAAUGUUUGAUUGGGCCAUGACCGUCAAUGCAGAUUACACCGUGGAUGCUAAACUAGGGCCUCUCACGGCCAUUGCUUGCAUCCUGAAGCAUGGAAAGCGCGAAGAUCUACUACCCUACGUGAAACGGCUCAGCAAUUGGGUAUUGCAUCUAGAGUACGAAAAGAUAUCGAAGGACUUCAAAGUCUAUAAAACAUGUAUCAAAAUUUGCCAACGAAUUGGGCUCGUUCUGCUGCCGCCCAAAAUUGCUAAAUGGCGAUACCAACGAGGCGCACGUUCUUUGCUAGCGAACGUUCAAAAAACGGUCACUCUCGCUUCGUUGAAGGAGGUGCAGCAAACGGAAUCGUUAUCUGAGUGCACGGAGGAAGAGGAUGACGUCGAUGAUGAGGAAGUUCCGGGCGACAUUGAGGAAAUCGUCGAACGGCUAUUGCUUGGCUUGAAGGGCAACUCAACGAUUGUACGCUGGUCGUCAGCGAAAGGUAUCGGUCGAAUCACAAACCGGCUGCCCAAGCUGCUCGGUGAUGAAGUCGUGUCAUCCGUGAUUGAGCUACUGAAUCCUCUCGAGCAAGACGAUGCUUGGCAUGGUGCGUGUCUAGCAUUAGCAGAACUGGCCAAACGUGGUCUUUUACUGCCGUCGCGAUUGUCCGAAAUCGUUCCACUGCUCCUGCAAGCUUUGGUGUACGACGAAAUUCAAGGAUAUCGCAACGUGGGACAAAACAUUCGCGAUGCCGCAUGUUACAUGAGUUGGGCCUUCGCUAGGGCGUACCAUCCGUCCGUACUGCAACCGUUUGUUGAACGCAUUGCGUCAGCACUCCUAGUCACGGCCGUUUUCGAUCGGGAAAUAAACUGCAGGCGUGCGGCUUCGGCAGCAUUCCAGGAGAGUGUUGGCCGGCUAGGCAAUUUUCCGCAUGGGAUCGACAUUCUUACCACGGCCGAUUUUUUCUCCGUUGCAGUGCGAAGCAAUGCAUUUCUAAAUAUCAGCGAGUACAUAGCAAAGUUUCACGAAUACAAAUACAACUUAAUAGAUCAUUUAAUUUCCCGUAAAAUAAAUCAUUGGGAUACAAAUAUCCGGGAGCUAUCCGCACAAGCCCUCCGCAAUCUAACGAAGCACGCACCGGAGUACAUGCGAGAUACGAUCGUGCCACAGCUAUUCCAGUUGGCAGAAUCAACCGAACUCAACACGCGACACGGUGCCGUGCUCGCCCUGGGAGAAGUUAUCAAUGCAUUGCAAGCGCUCGGUUCAGGUCAAACCGGGGAUGGACAGGAGGGCUACAUUAAUAACAAAAUCAGUGAACUGGCUGGACAACUAAUUGGUAAAUAUCGGCAGCGUGGACAGUUCAAGGGCAUGAGUGGAACGUACAUGAAGCACGGCUGUGCCAGUUUUAUUCGAAAUUGUAGCGAAGCCAUGCUACCAAUCACACAGGGAGAAUAUUUAGAAUCAUGGCAACUGCUGCUAGACGCAAGUAUUGUCGACGAAAAAUCAACCACGCGGGAACAGGCAACGAUUGCAUUUUCGAAAUUUUGUGAUGCCUAUUACAAGACAGAAACGGUCGAUCGUUUGGGUUGCCUUAUCGACAACUACAUCAAGGAGAUGCGAGACACGCAGAUCGAACACAAAGCACAAGGCAUCGUGUCCGCGCUUGGUGCUUUACCGCUGUUUAUGGUCGAGCUGCGCUUGGAAGAAAUCGUAUCGGUGAUUGAUGUAAAAACUGUCGUUCCGGAAAUGUUUGCCGUGGGCUACAAUCACUCCGAACUACGACGCGAUUGUAUACGCGCGCUGAUGAACAUUGUCCAAACGGUCGGUUUCGAACAUUCGGCCAAAUCGAACGAAAUACUGUGCGGACCGGUCUUCGGUUGCUAUUUGCGUGCUCUAGAGGAGUAUGCGUUGGACAACAGGGGCGAUAUUGGUUCGUGGGUUCGUGAAGCUAGCAUUCAUGCACUGUACGCGUUCCUAACGAAAUGUCCGCCCACAUUGCUCACGCCGCAACAUGUGCAGGAUGCAAUGAUAGCCAUCGCAAAACAAUCGGUCGAACGAAUCGAUAAGAUCCGCGCCGUAGCUGGCAAAACGUUCACUUCACUAAUCUACCACGAACCACAAAUUCCGCACCUCGAACACAGGCAGGAGCUGCAGAGCAUUUUUCCACAGGAUACAACCGAAGUGUUGUGGCUGUUUCCCCAUCACACAUUCCCGAUGUUCAUUCAACUUCUCGGCAUACCUGCGUACGUCGAGCACGUGUCGGCCGGGUUGAUACUAAGCGUUGGUGCACCGACCGAAUCUCUGCACACGUGUGCGUCCAAAAUUUUAAACGAUUAUCUCAAAACGCACCAACCGUUCAUCGAAACUUUCGGCACAGUUGUGUUGAAAAUUUUGAAAGAGAAAACCGUUAAGGACACACUCUUCAUUACGUCCACAUUUCAAUUCCUUGCCGAGCUGUUGAACUCUUCGGCAAACGCUAAAGUGCUGCUCGUUGUGGAAGACAGCUCAGCCGCAUUUGCUGAGCCCAUCUUCAACCUGGUGAAUGGUUUGACAACACAAACCAAAAAGCACAUCGAUUCCAUUCCCGUCUACUGUACGCUUAUGCUAGCACCGAAAAUAUGCAAACGUGUGCUGAGCAAAUUGGUCGUUUAUUUGGGAAUGGUGUGCGUCAACAUUCGGCGCGAAACAGCACUCAAAAUGUACGAAACAUUGCUGGUGUAUGGCGAUCAAACGGCGAUACCGGAGGAAAAUCUGGACGACGUGUUGGUGUGCCUGAGUGAGGAAAAAUGGGACGGCGAACUUGACGAGGCUCGGCAAAUUCGUAACAAACUUUGUGCGCUGAUGGGCAUCAAACCACCAGUAACAAAAGUUAAGAAAUAA
Molecule: messenger RNA, 3583 nt
Organism: Anopheles maculipalpis
Lineage: Eukaryota; Metazoa; Arthropoda; Insecta; Diptera; Culicidae
Gene: TBCD
Product: tubulin-specific chaperone D
Exons: 3
Coding region: 83-3583 (1166 amino acids)
Biological process (GO): bicellular tight junction assembly; post-chaperonin tubulin folding pathway; microtubule cytoskeleton organization
Cellular component (GO): lateral plasma membrane
Molecular function (GO): beta-tubulin binding; GTPase activator activity
Source: RefSeq, a predicted model, not a curated record